Molecule: messenger RNA, 3235 nt
Organism: Mugil cephalus (flathead mullet)
Lineage: Eukaryota; Metazoa; Chordata; Actinopteri; Mugiliformes; Mugilidae
Gene: phc1
Product: polyhomeotic homolog 1
Exons: 14
Coding region: 144-2528 (794 amino acids)
Cellular component (GO): PRC1 complex; nucleus
Molecular function (GO): zinc ion binding; protein binding
Source: RefSeq, a predicted model, not a curated record
AACAGAAGAGACAGAAGAAAGGGACUGUAGGGGCGGGGUUUCGUUGGAGGCAAAAAUCCUGUUGUUUGGAGUUACAAAUAAGAUCGGAGUAAUACCUUGGUUGCGUUUAGCUGUGAAAGAGACAGGAAAAUUGAGGAGCAAACAUGGAUGCAGGUGAAGACCAAAGCACAGGAACUACCAAUGGAAAUCCUCAGACAAGUGGAAACUCCCGUGCACCCCAGAUAGCCCACAUGUCUCUUUACGAAAGGCAAGCUGUACAGGCUCUCCAGGCUCUGCAACGACAGCCAAAUGCAGCUCAGUACUUCCAGCAGCUCAUGCUGCAGCAGCAGAUCAGUAGUGCCCAACUCCACAAUUUGGCUGCUGUGCAACAAGCAACUCUUGCAGCUAGCCGCCAGUCUAAUACUCCAAGUAAUAGCAUGUCCCAAGUGCCCACCACUGUGAACCUAAGCACCACCUCUGCCGGAGGGACGAUGACCAGUCCACGUCCACAUGGUCCGGCCACCUCUGCAACGACAACAACUCUCAACCAAUCAGUACUACUGGGUGGAAGCUCAGCGGGACAGGGACAGAUGUAUCUAAGGGUCAACCGCUCUCUUAGGACUCCACUUGCCUCUCAGCUCAUCUUUAUGCCUGGAGGCACAGCAACAGCUACUGUAGCAACAGUUGCCCAGACUCAGCCACAGCAGCAGCAGCAGCAGCAACAGCAGCAGCAUGAAGUUGCUCCUGCAGUUGCAAGUGCGCAGUCUGACAAUGAUCAGGUACAGAACCUGGCUCUUCACUGUGCUUCCACUCCGAAGAAUGUUGCUGUCAAGUCUGAGUUUCCAGAGAGGAAGGAUGCUGCCAACUUUCCUCUCAGUCAGCAGCAACAGACGUAUCCCCAAACAGCUCAGCAGCAGCAAGUGCAAUCACAACAGCAGCAACAAAUUGCCAAAGCUAAUUUUACACAGCAAACAACCACCAACCCAAUGACAGUAAAGACUGGAAACCAGGCUGCCAUGACUGUAACUCCUGCUGCUUCUGUAGCUCCUUCUUCCUCUUCCUCAUCAGCCCUCCCUCUCUCCCAGCUCCUUCUGUCCCCCUCCGCUGCCCCUGUGAUCCUGGUGCCCACCUCAAAUGUUCCUACCUCCACCCAGGGCUACCCCAUCGGCUCGGUGGCACCAAAAGCCAACGUUAACACUCAGACUCUGGUGGUGCAGCCCCUGCAACAGGCCACUAAUGUGGACAAAGGUCCUGUUCCAAUCCAGCCAAAGACAGCUCAGGGACAUCGCUUACCUGUGCAGCUACCCCCUCGACACCCACCUCCCAUUCUCCCAGCUCCACCUAGUAACAGCCAAGCCAAUAUGGGGGGUCACAACCCUCCCCACAUCCCUGUCCAACUAGUGGGAGCCAGACAGGGCUUAGCAGGAAAUGCACAAGCUGUGGCUCUGGCACAGGCACGAAGCAGCACCACCCAGGAAAGUCCAUCUGGUGGGAAUAUCAGCGCAGGCUCCAACAACAGUGCUAUGACAAAGCCUGUCAUUGGUUCUCUGAAGAGAAAAUCUGACUGUGACGUACCAAAUGAGAUGUCAGAGUCUUCAGACCUUGCCCCGAUGAAAGAUUCUGCUCCUCCUUUAUCCCCCGCACCUACAAAGGACUCAGCUCACCUUGUAGAAGCUGCAUUUUCAUCUCCUCCCACCCUCUCGUUGCCUCUGCCCUUGUCAAGAGUUGGACAUGGAGACAGAGAAAGAGCACCUGUUCCACAGGCAGUAGUCAAACCUCAAGUCCUCACUCAUCUUAUUGAGGGUUUUGUGAUUCAGGAGGGAGCUGAGCCCUUCCCUGUCGCUGGACUCCUCAAAGACAGAGAUUUUGCCCUAGUCGGCCGCACAGAGAACGGACCUCCGUUGUUGAAGUGUGAGUACUGUGGAAGCCUCGCUCCAGCUAGCCAGUUCAGAGGGUCGAAGAGGUUCUGUUCUAACACUUGUGCUAAAAGGUAUAACGUAAGCUGCAGCCAACACUUCAAGACCAGCAGAGGGAGGAGUGGUGCAGGGUUGGCGCCACCUCCAGCUCCCACAGAGAGCGCUGCCAGGCGUAGGGGCCCGUCUCGCAGGAACAGCUCCAACAGUGCCUGUAAUAAAAUGUCAAGCAAGCAUCUACCUGUCAAGUGUCACUCCGAGUCCAGUCGCUCAGACGACGUAUCCAGCGACGGGGAAGAAGAGGACGACUCUCCCUCGCUGUCCCCGAGCUCGUCACGCUCCUGCUCAAGAGCCGACCACAGCGCUCCUCAGUCCGACAGCUCAGCGCCUGGAAGCCUCCCACUAGAUGGAGCCAAUUUUCUGUCUGCGACUCCUGCUCAGUGGAGCGUGGAGGAAGUCUGCAGGUUUAUCUCCUCACUCCAAGGUUGUGAGGAGCUGGCUGCCCAGUUUCUGUCCCAGGAAAUAGACGGGCAGGCUCUGCUGCUUUUGCGAGAGGACCAUCUGAUCUCCACCAUGAACAUCAAGCUGGGCCCCGCUCUCAAGAUCUGUGCCUCCAUCAACAGCCUGCGUGAGUGAUGGAGGACGGGAUCGUUUUGUUCAUCCAAACUGGAAACAACACUUGACAGCGAGAGACAGUGAGGAGGGUUUUUUUUUGUUUGUUUGUUUGUUUUUUUUUUCCUUUUUUAACAAAACACAAAUGUGCCCCAUCAGCCAUGCAGAGUCAUGGAGAUGGACAGUUUACUUUCAGGACAUUGAAUGUUCAAAAACAUGUUUGCAAACUGUUAUGUGUGAGUGGUGAGCGGCUGAGUCGAGUCGAGUCUUUGUCCGUUUUUUUCUGUCCGUGUGAGUUUAGACAGGAAACUUUAUUCCUCUGGAUAGAAAACAGGACCGUUGCCUUCUUGCUGUAUUUCACGUGGUGCUUUAACUUUAGUGACAUCAUUCGAUGUGAUGUCAACACCAGUCCAUUACAUUUAUAUUCUUUUAGUAGUGUGCUCUAGUUUUUGCCAUAGGUGAUCAACCCAGGCUCCAAAUACAUUAAAAAAGGACACUUGGAAAGCCUGGCUUUUUAAUUAGUUUAUAGUAUCGUUAUUAAAGGUUUAGUUUUGUAUCUUUUCCCUUUUAUACUACAAUCAGAAUUAUUUUUUCAUGGAUACAAUAUAGUUUUAGUAGCUUUAAUCAACGUAACUACCUGAAAAUAGGUAUUAUUUGGUUUGCUCUCUCAAGGUGGAAGUGCUCUCUGUAUAUGUAUGCAGUACCACCAAUAAACAAUACCUGUUACUGGA